UCCGUAUAUAUUGUGAGCUACAUGGGCUACGAAUGAAGUCGAUAGCCUUUUUAUCGUUUUUAAAUAGCCUUUCAGAUACGUUUUUGACGAUUAGCAAUAUGGCUAGUUAGUUACUAAAUACGCUUGUUGCCAUAGCAACCUGUCAAACCGUGCUCGCGCUUCCAUUGAAGUAAGAUUUGGCGCCAUCUAACGGUUAAGUGGAGUUUCCGUUUCAAAAUAUUCAGCAAUUCUAAUUUUACAGCUAAAAUAUAUCCGUUUGAGUUACUCAGUUACUAAUAUUUACACAAAUUCCUCGCAAAAUACGCUACUAGUACUACAGUUGCUGACGAACUGAGAACAGAAACACGCAGGAGGAAUUUGCUGGUGUUGAUUUAUCAUCAUUUGAUGGAGGAGGGGUACAUGGAUUCAGCUAAAGCUUUGGAGAAAGAAAGCAGUUUUGCUUUAUGCCACUUUGAGGUGUGUGAUAAUGUUGACCUGGAGACCGUCCUUAUGGAAUAUGAGAGUUAUUAUUUAAUAAAGUUUCAGAAAUAUCCCAAACUGACAAAGAAACUGACAGAACAAGGGGAUAGUCGGUUUUUAAAGAGCUGUGGUAAAAGAAGGACAUCAUCGAGUCACACGCUCCCAAGAAUCAACUCCAUCCAGCGACCUCCAUCCAGAAGCGCCGUGAAGAAGACCGAAUCUAAACUAACAGGAAGAGACAUCAGCAAAUCCAGCGAAGGAGAGCAGCUGACGCCAGCGGACGCUUCAAGGUUCGGUCUCAAUGUGUCUCCUCUCAUCAGGAAUGGGACUGAAGAGGAAACACAUACGAGAAAGGUUGAUUACAGGAGUCUGAUUUCUGAUGCAGUUAAAGGUGCCGCUAACGGCUCGAUCCUGCCCUGCACUGAUUUCUCAGAGCGUUUGCUGAAGCCCAUAAGUGCCUUCAUUGGAAUGAACAGUGACAUGAGGGAACUUGCAGCGGUUAUUAGCAGAGAUAUCUAUUUACACAACCCCAACGUGCGCUGGGACGACAUUAUAGGCCUGGAGGCUGCCAAGCGAUUAGUCAAAGAAGCUGUCGUCUACCCCAUUAAGUAUCCGCAGCUGUUCACUGGAAUUCUGUCACCAUGGAAGGGUUUACUCCUGUAUGGACCACCAGGCACAGGAAAGACGAUGUUGGCCAAAGCUGUAGCCACAGAGUGCAACACAACAUUCUUCAACAUCUCUGCAUCCAGUAUUGUCAGCAAAUGGAGGGGAGAUUCUGAGAAGCUGGUUCGGGUCAGAAGAAACAUUAUUUUGUCACAUUUGUGUUAUUCAAUUUUUUAUGUAAUGUGUGGGGGAAAGGUUGUGCUCAGCGAAACAUUGAUUUCUUUGUUAUAUGAUUCUCUACAGGUCUUGUUUGAGCUGGCAAGAUAUCACGCUCCAUCCACCAUUUUCUUGGAUGAGCUGGAAUCAGUGAUGAGCCAGCGAGGGGUUGGCCAAGGAGGUGAUCACGAGGGCAGUAGAAGGAUGAAGACAGAGUUACUAGUUCAGAUGGAUGGACUAGCGCGAUCAAACGAUCUUGUGUUUGUACUUGCUGCCUCAAACUUACCUUGGGAGUUGGACCAUGCCAUGCUCAGAAGACUGGAGAAGCGGAUACUGGUUGGUCUCCCAUCUGCCCCUGCCAGACAAGCCAUGAUCAGUCACUGGCUGCCUCCAGUUAGUAACACAGGUGGGGUGGAGCUACGGACAGAGCUGGACUAUGACUCACUGGCACAGAAGACAGGAGGUUACUCUGGGUCAGACAUCAGGUUAGUGUGUAAGGAGGCCGCUAUGAGACCUGUGCGAAAAAUCUUCGACGCCCUUGAAAAUCAUAUUGAAGGUCAGUCCAAUAUGCCGGUUAUUGAACUAGAAACUGUGACCACAGCAGAUUUCCUGGAGGUGAUUGCUCACACCAAACCGUCAGCCAGAUGUCUGAUGGAUAGAUACUCGGCCUGGGAGAAAGAGUACGAGUCUGUCUGACACAUGAUCUCAGCAUAAUACAUAAACUAUUAUUACGGCAACCGUUUUUUUUUACUCUUUUUAUAAUGACACGCCCAUGUUUCUCACUUGAAAAACAUUUUUAACAAAUAUUAAACUACAGUUCGUUUU
Puntigrus tetrazona (Sumatra barb) is the source of this 2103-nucleotide messenger RNA. RefSeq names its product katanin p60 subunit A-like 2 (gene katnal2). The transcript has 15 exons. The record is from RefSeq and is a predicted model, not a curated record. NCBI's taxonomy places the organism in Eukaryota, Metazoa, Chordata, Actinopteri, Cypriniformes, Cyprinidae. Gene Ontology annotation, molecular function: protein binding; ATP binding; ATP hydrolysis activity. The coding region runs from base 385 to 1974 and encodes 529 amino acids.